AUGUCCAGGAGUGGUCACAGGACAGAUAAGGGGGAUGACACGGUGGAGCUGUGUGGCCGGGGGAGCUGGUGGCUGGAAACGCUGAAAAACACACCCAUCCUGGGAACCUACCACAUCCGAGACUUCAUCGAGGAGGCUGAACUGAACCCUGUGAGAAAGACAUAUGGCUUCAAAGGUGUAGGCAGAAAAACCGAGACCAUGGGCGUGCAUAAGGGGGAUAUGUUGCUACCAGGAGCAUAUGAAUACACUGACUCCACCCAGAAAGUCCUGAUGUACCAGGCAUCCUGCCUGCGACCUGACAUUUUCACCCUUGGAAUUAGAGACAAGCACAUAAACUCUUCGCCGUGUGACUACAGUGUGACAGCGAAACCAGUGGAGAAGAUUCCCUGCAAGCAUGUGAUGUUUCGGUCGACUGUGCAGCGGAUCAGCUUUCUGCCUAAAGAGGGUCCUGCUCCAUGUCACUACAACCCACAGACCAAAGCAGAUAAAGGCAUCACUUAAUGCUUCAAGUCCACGUUGCCGCGGCUCCACACUGUGCACUCACCUGCCUUGACCACAGGCACGGCCAGGCACCCACUCUUCCGUUGUCAAUCAAGCUCACCCUCGUAG
Archocentrus centrarchus (flier cichlid) is the source of this 609-nucleotide messenger RNA. It is a transcript of the gene stpg4, whose product is annotated as sperm-tail PG-rich repeat containing 4. NCBI's taxonomy places the organism in Eukaryota, Metazoa, Chordata, Actinopteri, Cichliformes, Cichlidae. Gene Ontology annotation, biological process: epigenetic programing of male pronucleus. Gene Ontology annotation, cellular component: female pronucleus; male pronucleus; germinal vesicle. The record is from RefSeq and is a predicted model, not a curated record. The transcript has 7 exons. Gene Ontology annotation, molecular function: chromatin binding; histone binding.